AUGUCUGCCCCGGGCGACCCCCCCACCGGAGGCAUCUCCCUCCCCAUGCGCCAGGCGAGCGUCACCGUCCUCGGCCACCUGGACGAGGCGGACCAGCAUGCCCCGCACGGACACCAGCGACGAGACAGCUUGGAAACUACAAAGAGCUUUUAUGCACACAAACCGUCAUACAACUCCAAUGGCUCCCUCUACCGACCCCCCUCCACCACCUCGCGGGCGACUGGCACUGUCCGUGCACGGUCCGACUCUCACAUCUCUGCGACCACCUCCCGCGCAGCCAUGCCCUCUGGCAACCCGCUAUCGCCCAUCUCCCCUCCGCGUCCAACUGCGCCGCUCCCUACUCCGAAAGGCUUCCUGUCGCCCAAGAAGUCGGCAGCGGCGCAGAGGUUGGAAAGAGGAAAGGACGGCAGGACGACUGCGCCUGCUACAAGUAAAAGUCACUACAAGGACACGUCCAAUGCGUCCGAUGUGCUGAGCGAUACUACGACCCAGAAUGGGCAGCGGUACGAGCCCUCUGUUGCUUCCAACUUCCUAUCCCGCCAGGAGACCAUGUCACCUACAUUCUCCACCAUGCUAUCACCAGAGGUCCCACCCAUCUCUCUGCCCGGCGAGUCUCUACCCCCCGAUGCGCCUACAGUCGAGAUACCGCAUAUCCCCGGGCCACCUAUGGGUACGGCAUUCAAUUUUCAAGACAUGUGGGACAGAUCACUCAGACAUAGCAUCACCACAGUCUCUUCUCCUUCACGGGCCCAAGCACCGGAGCUUUCGUCUGAUAAUCUCGUACAUCGCCUCGAUCAGGAGAAGGCGUCGAAUAUGGUGCGGCCUGCGAGGCGGCAAUCGCGAGGGAGUCGCGCUACGUUUGAACGGAUACGGAACCGAAAUUCCCCUGUUCGAUUGGAAGAGCGGCGGCGAAAGUAUGAGACAAUCGAUAACCCCUUGACGACCUUUUUGUGUGGUGGGCGAGUGCUGGUCGGGGGCGAUGUGUGGUACUCGAUGGGGGCGGCGCUUCUGAUACUGUUUGCCAUAUCGGGUGUCUGGAUUGGCACUACUGGAGCGUGGAUGUGGAGUUAUGGAAGUGAAUAUGGAUUGGCGAAAGGCGGUGGUGUGGCUAUCACAAUCAUAUUUGUAUAUCUGUUCUGUCUAGUGACGAGCUCGUUUGCUGUGACAGCGUUGAGAGACCCUGGAAUAAUACCCAGGAAGCUGGAUCCUGAUCCUCCCAAAACAUUCAUUGAACAGUGGUGGGAAGCUUAUCCUCGGGAUCUUACUGUUAAAGAGGGAAGGGUGACUGUAAAGUACUGCGAGACUUGUGAAUCUUAUAGAGCUCCUCGGUGCAGUCACUGUAGAUUGUGUGGAAACUGUGUGGACGGGAUCGAUCACCAUUGUUCAUACCUGCAUACAUGUGUCGGAAAACGCAACUACUUUUCCUUCAUUGUGCUCCUUGUCACAGCAACAAUAUCUGAUAUCUAUAUCGUCGUGUUCUCGGCUGUCCAUUUCUCCCUGAUAUGUCAUCACGACAAUGUGUCUUUUGGGCAGGCCCUGAAGGACUCGCCGGGCGCUGCCGUCAGUUUCUUACUAGGCGUUCUCACCCUGUUCCCAGUGAUAUUCCUCUUGCAGUAUCAUAUCAGGUUGCUGCUGCUCAACAUCACAACGCUAGAACAAAUUCGAGCCAAUACAUCCAACUCUCUCUUUGCUCUUCCUGUCCGCCCCGACAACCCCUUCGCCCAACAUUCCACCUGGGCCAACGUCGUCCAAGCCUCCAUUGGCAGGCCUCAGUUCCCAAGCUGGAUAGAUCCGAGUGGGUGGGAGGUAAAGGAUGUGAGGGAGGUGAAUCCUGCGCUGUCGGUCAGCAACAGAUUUGGUGGUAGGGAGUGGGUUUAG
Molecule: messenger RNA, 1878 nt
Organism: Cryptococcus wingfieldii CBS 7118
Lineage: Eukaryota; Fungi; Basidiomycota; Tremellomycetes; Tremellales; Cryptococcaceae
Exons: 9
Coding region: 1-1878 (625 amino acids)
Biological process (GO): peptidyl-L-cysteine S-palmitoylation; protein targeting to membrane
Cellular component (GO): Golgi apparatus; endoplasmic reticulum
Molecular function (GO): protein-cysteine S-palmitoyltransferase activity
Source: RefSeq, a predicted model, not a curated record